CAAAGGACAGUGAGAAAGCCUACAAGGUUUCGCUGCAGAUUGACCGGUUGAGGGUAUAAUUGUAAUACUACAUAUCCUAGGGUUUCUACCUCAGCUAUAAAAGCCUUUGUCUUCCUUGCUGCCAGCACCGGCGUUUCUGAGUUUGUGUUCGAUUAAGAGCCUUUUCGGAGCCCUAAAACCCUCCGCCGACAAUCAUGGGUAUUUCUCGGGAUUCCAUGCACAAGAGGCGUGCCACUGGAGGAAAGAAGAAAGCAUGGAGGAAGAAGAGAAAGUAUGAACUCGGUCGGCAGCCUGCAAACACAAAAUUAUCAAGCAACAAGACUGUACGCAGGGUUAGAGUUCGAGGAGGCAAUGUGAAGUGGCGUGCCUUGAGGCUGGACACAGGAAAUUACUCCUGGGGUAGUGAAGCUGUGACCCGAAAAUCUCGUAUUCUGGAUGUUGUUUAUAAUGCAUCCAAUAAUGAGUUGGUCCGGACCCAGACUUUGGUUAAAGGUGCUAUUGUUCAAGUAGAUGCAGCACCUUUUAAGCAGUGGUAUGUUCAGCACUAUGGAGUCGACAUUGGCCGCAAGAAGAAGUCUGCUGCUAAAAAGGAAGGAGAGGAGAGCGAAGCUGCUGCUACGGAAGAAGAGAAAAAGAGCAACCAUGUCCAAAGGAAGCUUGAAAAGCGACAAAAGGAGCGUACAAUUGACCCGCACAUUGAGGAACAAUUCGGUGGCGGCCGUUUGUUAGCUGCUAUUGCUUCACGCCCCGGUCAGUGUGGCCGUGCUGAUGGCUACAUCUUAGAAGGAAAAGAGCUCGAGUUUUACAUGAAGAAACUCCAAAGAAAGAAAGGCAAGGGUGCUAGCGGUGCCUAAACUUCCCGAUGGAUUUUCCAUCGCCACACAAGGUUGGUCAUGUUUCUAUCAGUUUUGUUUUUGUUGCAACGCUAGAGAUGAGUUGUUCUUUUUUUUCUCGAGUGUUUUGAACUAUCGCCGAUUUAAUAUCAUCUAUUCUUAUAUCAUUGACAACCACCAUCCAUUAGGGUCUGUUUGGUACAUAGAAAUGAAGAAACAUAUCAAUUAUUUUUCAUUCCUUAUUUAUGUCGAGAAAUGUUAAGAAUCGGUAAUUGUGAGUU
This is a messenger RNA of Andrographis paniculata, 1114 nucleotides long. RefSeq names its product 40S ribosomal protein S8-like. Gene Ontology annotation, cellular component: cytosolic small ribosomal subunit; ribosome. Gene Ontology annotation, molecular function: structural constituent of ribosome. The coding region runs from base 195 to 854 and encodes 219 amino acids. The record is from RefSeq and is a predicted model, not a curated record. The transcript is spliced from 5 exons. NCBI's taxonomy places the organism in Eukaryota, Viridiplantae, Streptophyta, Magnoliopsida, Lamiales, Acanthaceae. Gene Ontology annotation, biological process: maturation of SSU-rRNA from tricistronic rRNA transcript (SSU-rRNA, 5.8S rRNA, LSU-rRNA); translation.